GUCAACAUACAACAUUCACCCAACAAAUCAAUUGGGGUUCAUAAAAAAACAUGGACUAACGAGCAAGUUAACAGAAUAGCAUCAGAAAUUCGCACAGCCUUUGAACAUCGAGAAUAUUGCAGUGCGAUAUUUCUCGAAGUAUCUCAAGCAUUCAAUCACGUCUGGUUCAACGGCCUUAUUCAUAAAAUUAAAGCAAUUUUGCCGGUGUACAGCCUAAAUUACUUUAGUCGUGUCUCUAAAACAGUCUUCGCAAUGAAGUGCAACGCAAAAACAUCUGACACCUACUCAAUCAAACCUGGAGUCCCACAAGGAAGGGCACUAGAGGACAGCGGAUCCAACAAGCGAACAGCUAACAUCCACUUUCGCCGACGACACUGCGAUCCUCAGCCGCUCCAGAUGCACAGUCAACCCAGCUCGCUAACCACCUUUAGACAGCCAUGCCCUCCGCUCGACUUGAACAGCACUCAGAUCCCCGAAGUCAAGGUGGUAACGUACCUCGACAGCCUCCACUGCCUCAUAACGCCCGAUUGGCCCUGUGUCUGGACUACAAGGUCCUGGUCUACAACGCCACCCUAA
Drosophila kikkawai is the source of this 576-nucleotide messenger RNA. RefSeq lists its product as uncharacterized. Lineage: Eukaryota; Metazoa; Arthropoda; Insecta; Diptera; Drosophilidae. The record is from RefSeq and is a predicted model, not a curated record.